This is a messenger RNA of Zootoca vivipara (common lizard), 2552 nucleotides long. RefSeq names its product cyclin D binding myb like transcription factor 1 (gene DMTF1). Gene Ontology annotation, cellular component: nucleus. The record is from RefSeq and is a predicted model, not a curated record. NCBI's taxonomy places the organism in Eukaryota, Metazoa, Chordata, Lepidosauria, Squamata, Lacertidae. Gene Ontology annotation, molecular function: RNA polymerase II cis-regulatory region sequence-specific DNA binding; DNA-binding transcription factor activity, RNA polymerase II-specific. Gene Ontology annotation, biological process: regulation of transcription by RNA polymerase II.
GCUCGAGGCGGGCGGGCGGGCGGACUCGCUCUCUCUCGCUCUCUCCCUCCAUCCUGGUACUUGGGCGCCUCCAUCCUGGUUUCUCAAGUGCCCGGACCCAAAACAGGAAAUUUGAGUAUGAGCACAGUUGAAGAAGAAUCUGACACAGUGACAGUAGAAACCGUGAAUUCUGUGACUUUGACCCAAGACACUGAAGGAAACCUUAUUCUUCACUGCCCUCAGGAUGGUAUAGACAACUGUUAUUUGACUAGGCAGAUGAAGUAGACUCCGAAGAUAGUGUUGAACCUCCACAUAAAAGGCUUUGCUUAUCAUCUGAAGAUGACCAGAGUCUUGAUGAUACGACUCCAUGCAUUUCUGUUGUUGCCGUUCCAAUUUCAGAAAGUGACCAGAGCUUUGAGGUGACUAUGACAGCUACCACUGAGGUAGCUGACAAUGAGGUCAACGAAGGGACUGUGACUCAGAUCCAGAUUCUCCAGAAUGAACAACUGGAUGAAAUCUCUUCUCUAGGCAAUGAAGAAGUGUCAGCAGUUAGUCAGGCCUGGUUUACAACCAAAGAGGAUAAGGAUUCAUUAACAAACAAAGGUCAUAAAUGGAAACAGGGAAUGUGGUCGAAAGAAGAAAUAGACAUUCUGAUGAGCAACAUCGAACGCUAUUUAAAGGCACGUGGAAUAAAAGAUGCCACUGAAAUCAUCUUUGAGAUGUCAAAGGAUGAAAGGAAAGAUUUCUACAGGACCAUUGCAUGGGGUCUGAACAGGCCUCUCUUUGCUGUUUAUAGACGAGUACUUCGCAUGUAUGAUGAUCGAAACCACGUUGGCAAGUACACUCCUGAUGAAAUUGAAAAGCUCAAGGAGCUACGGAUAAAGCAUGGCAAUGACUGGGCGACUAUUGGAGCUGCCCUCGGAAGAAGUGCUUCUUCAGUAAAAGACCGGUGCAGACUGAUGAAGGACACCUGCAAUACAGGGAAGUGGACAGAAGAAGAAGAAAAGAGACUGGCGGAAGUGGUACAUGAAUUAACCAGCACAGAGCCUGGGGACAUUGUCACGCAAGGAGUGUCUUGGGCUGCUGUGGCAGAGCGAGUCGGGACGCGGUCUGAGAAGCAGUGCCGUUCCAAAUGGCUCAACUACCUAAACUGGAAACAAAGUGGAGGCACCGAGUGGACUAAAGAAGACGAAAUAAACCUAAUCCUGAGAAUAGCAGAGCUAGAAGUAUCUGAUGAAAAUGAUAUCAACUGGGAUCUGCUGGCCGAAGGAUGGAGCAGUGUGCGCUCACCCCAGUGGCUUCGUAGUAAAUGGUGGACAAUCAAAAGGCAGAUUGCAAACCACAAAGAGGUUUCGUUUCCUGUUCUUAUAAAAGGUCUGAAACAGCUUCACGAAAGCCAGAAGAACACUGCAGGGCACCAGCUUUCAGAGACAAAAACUUUACCUGGGUUGGCAAAUGCUCAUUCCGGUUCUGGGGUUCAGCAUGUGCAGAUUCGAGUAGCUCGCUUGGAUGAGAAUUCAGGCAAUUCUCCAAGCCCCAUGGCAGCUUUGCAGAUUCCAGUUCAGAUUACCCAUGUCUCUUCUGCAGAUUCCCCUGCUGCUUCUGUUGACUCUGAGACGAUAACUCUAAAUAGUGGGACACUACAGACCUUUGAGAUCCUGCCAUCUUUCCACCUGCAGCCCACGGGGACUCCUGGCACGUAUUUACUCCAGACAAGCUCCACCCAAGGCUUGCCUUUGACACUGACCACCAGCCCAACAGUGACCCUCACAGCUGCCACGGCACCAGCCUCACCAGACCAGAUCAUCGUCCACGCUUUAUCCCCAGAACACUUGCUGAACACCAGUGACAAUGUCACGGUACAGUGCCAUGCGCCAAGUGUCAUAAUCCGCACUGUUGCAGCAGAAGAGAUUUCUCCCUCCGUAACCCAGGCAGAACUUGCUGUUGAUUCAGACAUUCAGCCAGUUAAUCUGGUGGACCCUCCAACAGCUCUGGAAGCAGAUGCCUUUCCAGAGAACAUCCAUCAACCCAAGCUGGCUGUGGAUGAGCAAUCUGCAUAUAGUGAAGACGACUCCUCCAGAUUUGGUGGCAGCAGGAGUAGCAGCGAACUCAUUGACAGGGUCAUGGCGAGAGCCGGAGGAGAGAUUUUGCACACGGAUCUCAAGUGUGAAGAGGAUUGUCGGUCUGACUUAGCUGGCACCUACGUUUCUGAGGAUCUCAGUUCUCCAACGACAGAAGAACAAGUUGAGGCGUCUCCCAUGGAUGACACCGUCCUCCUUGUACCUUCACCCCAUGGCUUUAUCCAGACAUCAGACGACAUAGACAGUGAAUCUGUUUUGCCCCUAACAACACUAACAGAUCCUAUAUUGCAACACCAUGGAGAGAACUCCCAUAUCAUUGGCUCCUCUUUGGAUAGCCCUGGCUCUGAAGACUCCAAGGAUGUUGAAGAUUUAGUGAGCUGCCACUGAGCACAUCCCACAGUGCUGCAAAAAAUAAAAAGAACUGAGUGCUGAACCUCCUUUUCAAAAAAAAAGAAAAGAAAAGCAUUUGCUGAAACAGCUACAGCCCACCUU